AUGUUCGGUGAAAUUCAGUUUAUGAUGAUGCCUGCUUUUGAUGUAUCUGCAGUAAAAACAGCGGAACAGACGGCGAAAAUUGCAAAUUUAGAAGCACCGGCACAACAGCCUAACCAAAGAUUGACAACUCCUUCAAAUCUUCCCAAUAUCAGACACAGUACAAAGAAAAAAGUUUCAGGUCACCAAGGAGGUAUUCGGAUCGGAGAUGCGUCACCAGGAGAGUAUAUUGAACAGGGUCAAAAUUUGCAAUCAACUCGACCAAAGAAUCUUGAUCUAAACAAGUCUCCACCCAGAGAAGAUGACUCUCAUCCUACUCAGAUACCAAUUUUAGAAUCGUCUUCGUUAGUCUAUUCGUCCUCGUUAGGUUUCCAAGAGCAUCCUCUGGAUAAAGGAUAUACUUCUGAGAUGAUCGAACUGUCAAAGCUUAAGAAGAAGAGAACAUCAGAACUAAAAGCAUUGAGAUGGAAUCGCAUAGACCCAGCAACUCGAAGUGCUCUAGCCAAGAAGUGGAGACAUACAAGAAAGAAGAAGCUUCAAGAUGGGCCUCCAUCGGACCUAGCUGAGCAUCGACGAAAGCAUAAUGCUGCAGUAAGGAGAUAUCGUGUACGCAAGAAAGCGAAACAGCAAGAUGCUCCAGUUGAAGGCCCGGAUAAAUAG
Meira miltonrushii is the source of this 657-nucleotide messenger RNA. RefSeq lists its product as uncharacterized. Lineage: Eukaryota; Fungi; Basidiomycota; Exobasidiomycetes; Exobasidiales; Brachybasidiaceae. The transcript has 2 exons. The record is from RefSeq and is a predicted model, not a curated record. The coding region runs from base 1 to 657 and encodes 218 amino acids.